GCUCUCCAGCUAUGGCAGCGACCUUGUGUAGAGCGGCGUGACACUUGGAAUGAAUUUUAUAAUAAAAGUUAUUUAGCGUAGUUGUUUUAUGCGUAUAGCCCAGGGGCUCUUGUGACGUGGCGUUAUGAUCUCAGUCAAAUCUGCCGUCGGCGCGCUGGCCAGGACCUGUUGGUCCGCCGGUCUGCUACAAGGUACUUUGCAGAACCACAUGAAGGUCCUGUGUGUUGGACUGAAGACAUAUGAAAUACCUCCAGACUUCAGUGAUGUGGUGCUGCCAGAGAAGCCCAAACUUAAAUUCCUUAACAAGGUGCCCAACUUUAAGAAAGCCAAGAAGGAAAGGAGAAAACUGGAGGACAUCCAGGGCCCGGCGAAGACCUCCAUCGCUUUCACUACAGGACAGUAUGCUAUUGUGGCCAUGGGAGGGGGCUACCUGCAUUGGGGACACAUAGAGAUGAUUCGCUUGACCAUCAACCGUAAGAUGGACCCCCGCACUACAUUUGCUCGCUGGCGCAUCAAUGGUCCAUACAAGCCCAUUACCCGUAAAGGCCUGGGACAGCGUAUGGGUGGUGGAAAGGGAGCCAUCGACCACUAUGUAACGCCUGUCCGCUAUGGUCGUUUCAUUGUGGAAGUGGGAGGACAGGUGGAGCUGGCGGAGGUAGAGCCAAUGUUGACGCAAGUGGCCAGGAAGUUGCCCUUUCCUGCCAAGGUAAUGAGCCGAGAGAGUCUGGAGGCCAUGCACCAGAAGCAGGCAGACAUGGAACAGGACAACCAGAAUCCCUGGACCUUCAAGGAGAUAGCUCAAGGCAACAUGCUGGGUUGCAGGAGGGUAAUCAGUCCCUUUGACCUGCGCUAUCAUGGACACUUCAGUGGGAAAUUCCACAACACAGGGAGGGUGUAAACUGGGACUAUGGAACAGAAUUCACGACAGUAAAAUACUGUAAUGCUAUCCCUACAAUAACAUGUUGAUUUAUCAAUGUAAAGUGUCAUUAUUUAUGUUUCUGUGCAGUUUGAAAGUGCACAUAGUGAUGCUCUAACAAUGACACGCUUGGAAACGGAACAUAAUGUUGCUCAACCAGUAUUUCAAAGUAUGAAAGGCUUUGAAUGCAAUGUUCAAAUUAACUGGCACAAUUCAUAUUGUUUUGUGGCUUUUUAUUCAAGUAUAAUUGGAUUUGACAUUUGGUCAAUAAGGGAUAUUUCAUUCACCUUGCACCAGAGCGAAUGAAAAAUGGUAACAAAUGAAGUACGUUAAAGUUUUUUCUGUAAUAAAUAAUAUUACCACAUAAACAUUGGCCCCAAGUUACAACAAUUAAG
Messenger RNA from Lampris incognitus (smalleye Pacific opah), 1311 nucleotides. It is a transcript of the gene mrpl16, whose product is annotated as mitochondrial ribosomal protein L16. Bases 125 to 898 code for a protein of 257 amino acids. The transcript has 5 exons. Gene Ontology annotation, biological process: mitochondrial translation. Lineage: Eukaryota; Metazoa; Chordata; Actinopteri; Lampriformes; Lampridae. Gene Ontology annotation, cellular component: mitochondrial large ribosomal subunit; ribosome. Gene Ontology annotation, molecular function: rRNA binding; structural constituent of ribosome. The record is from RefSeq and is a predicted model, not a curated record.